Messenger RNA from Mangifera indica (mango), 1623 nucleotides. Its product is annotated as F-box protein At4g35733-like. The record is from RefSeq and is a predicted model, not a curated record. Lineage: Eukaryota; Viridiplantae; Streptophyta; Magnoliopsida; Sapindales; Anacardiaceae. The transcript has 2 exons. The coding region runs from base 117 to 1349 and encodes 410 amino acids.
UCAUCUCCCACCAAAGACUUUCAUCUACAUGCUGCUCCUCCGCUUCAUUUUCUAGUUUUUAAUCUUUUUCUUGUUCUUCGUCUAGGGUUAGGGUUACAGGUUUCCCUUAAGCAGCCAUGGACCGAAAGCUUCGCGACUGGUCUACUCUUCCAGUAGACUUACUUGCCGUAAUUGCAGGCGGCCUGAAAACGCCAAGCGACAAGCUGCGUUUUGGUGCGGUAUGCAAGAAAUUUCUGCUAGCCAUAUGUUUUCACAAAAACCGACCUUCCUUUAAAGCCCUCAGAAUCCCUGUCCCUGCCCCAGCUUCCAAAAAAGACAUUAAACCUCCUGAACGUUGCUUUCAGGGAUACCUUGUUCUCACUGAAUCCGUUUUUUACGCCAUUGAACCCUUACCCACCAGAACCCCAGAUAGAAAUGUUUCAACAUUCAUCAUCAGAUUAGAAAAAUCUUCCCUCACUGGAAGAAUGAAAGUGAAGGAGCCUCUCUCCAGGUUCCGCUUUCGGCAGUUAGCAAGGUCGUUACCCAAAACCCUUAAUUUAAUGGACUUUCAGGUCCAUGAGUUACACGAAUCGUACGGUCUAGAUUUUUUUGUUGUCAGGAAGAGAAAAGAUAGAUACAUGAAUUAUGACCAGAUGGAGUCUUCUUCUUCCUUCCAUAAAGUUGUUGUUGCAACGUGUCUCGACAAGCAUUAUCGUGAUUUCGCAGUAAUGGCGACACAGGGAUUUGGAGAGUUGAGCCUUUGGAGAAUCGGUGAGCCGGAAUGGAUUAGCAUUUAUGAGCUAAGUAAGAGAAGUUUUUCUGGGGUUGAUGUUGUGUAUCACAAGCACAGAUUUUAUGCCAUUGAUGUUCGUGGAUUUGCAAUAUCCAUUGACCAUCGAACUUCAAAGAUUUCUUACGCUGCAAAUGAGUUUUAUGAGCCAAUUCCUGGGCUGAAAUAUUUAGUGAGCUCUCUUGAUAAUUUGUUUCUUGUUGUUAAAACGCAUUUGCCUUUUCGGGAAGAGCUUGGCUAUGGGAUUUGCAUGUCUGUUUAUGUGCUCGAUGAAGUGAACCAUGCGUGGCUUUACGUUGAAGGGGGCCUCGAUGAUCGAAUUUUCUUUGUGGGGGAUGAUUGUUCUUUCUCUGUUUCUGCUGAGGAUUUCCCUGAGCUCCGAAGCAAUUCUGUUUAUUUUAACGAUGAUGAAUUUGCUGAAGCCAGUGAGGCGCAUCCAGGGUGGUAUCCUGGAAUUUAUGACGUUAAGUAUGAAAUGAUCGGGCCAAUUUCAGGAUUUCCUCGUCACUCAAAGCUGUUUUGGCCGCCACCCAACUGGUUGGCCAGGAUCCCCGCCGCCAGCGCUGGUGCUAAAUGUUAGUUAGCUAAUUGCAUGGUGGAGCCAAUCCUUUUAUGCAUUUCGGAAGCAAUUUAUCAUCUCCUACUAAAGAAAUUUCGUACUAAUAUAAUAAUUAUUUCUUGCAGUCGAAUACGAAGAAUACUAGUAGUUUGUUUAUUAUUUAUCAGUUUACUGGUGCUGUUGUUGCUUUGAACUUAUCAUACACCAUUCAACUUCUAAAUCUGAAGACAUAUAGUUAUUAAUUAUGUUUUAUAUAAUGUGCUAAUUAAUUAGUGUCAUCUUGAUUUUUUCAUAA